Silurus meridionalis is the source of this 3021-nucleotide messenger RNA. It is a transcript of the gene ppp1r3aa, whose product is annotated as protein phosphatase 1, regulatory subunit 3Aa. The transcript is spliced from 4 exons. The record is from RefSeq and is a predicted model, not a curated record. Gene Ontology annotation, biological process: regulation of glycogen biosynthetic process. Gene Ontology annotation, cellular component: protein phosphatase type 1 complex. Lineage: Eukaryota; Metazoa; Chordata; Actinopteri; Siluriformes; Siluridae. The coding region runs from base 281 to 1882 and encodes 533 amino acids. Gene Ontology annotation, molecular function: glycogen binding; protein phosphatase 1 binding.
UAGAAGACUCUAUAAUCUUCUCCAUCAGACUGGGUCACAAGGGCACCUGCUAUAUCAGGUUAUUGUCUGUAGAGGGUAGACAAGCAUUCGUGAAAGAGGUUCAUGGGUAGUGAAACUAUUUUUAGGCCUGGCUCAGAGCACAGCAUAGUGUUUGGCUGCAACCUGAGUGGGUAUAUGCAGUCGCUGUGUGUGGAAUAUUAGUGGACUGGAACUUCUCUGCCUUGCCUGUCUCUCAGUCGUACACCGUGCAGGAAAAUUGGUUAAAGAGCCUGGAUCGGCCAUGGCUACCUGUUACACUGAGCCUCUGGCACUCAGUGCCUAUGAACAAGGUGAAGAUGAGGAAGAGAAAGAUUCAAAAUCCCCACAAAGGAGCUCAAGUGAUGAGUCUGAUGAGUCUGAACUUGAGCCACCACUGGCUUCUGUGGUGCGAAGAAAGGUUUCUUUUGCAGAUGCCUUCGGCUUGGACUUGGUUUCCGUUAAGGAGUUUGAUAACAGAGUUGAGAGUGCUGAAGGUAGAGAGGGAGAAGAGCUCCACCUGUCCUGCAUCUUCAGGGUCCCAGACUCGGAUGAGGAUCUGAAACUCCGGCUUCAGCAGAACAAGCUGGAGCUGGAGAGGAUUGAGCUUCUGCCUGGCUCCACCACCAUCCGUGGUACUGUCCGUGUACUUAAUCUUUCAUAUCACAAAGUUGUUUAUGUACGCACCUCUUUGGAUGGCUGGCAAAGCCACUUUGACAAGCAAGCUGAGUAUAUUCCUGGAUCCAGCGAUGGAGAGACAGACCGCUUCUCCUUCCUGCUCACUUUAAUGCCUCCUUUUUCAACUGAAGGGGUGCGGGUGGAGUUCUGCCUCUGCUAUGAAACCUCCAAUGGAAUUUUUUGGGCCAAUAAUGGUGGUAUGAACUAUGUGCUGUUCUGCCAUAAAAGAGGAGAGAGAGCACUGAAAGAGAAUGAGGAAGGGAAAGAAAGGGACACAGAAGAGAACAAUCAAAAGGGAAAAAAGAGCUGCUUGAAAGUUAUCAAAAAGGGGAGUAGUGUUGAGUCAAAAUCCAUGGACAUGAGCAGUGAACUCUCAGAACAAGAGUCACCUAGGUCUGUAGAGAAUAAAAAAGAGAAAACUCAGCAGAAAGCAGAAAGUCGAUCAACACUGAAGGAGAGCUACAAAACUUUGGCUGAAAGACAGAAAAGGCGAAAAGCAACUCAGGUGGCAUGCUUGCAAGAUUAUUUCUCUAAUAGAGAUAAAGAAGUCCAGCUUGAGCAACCUUCACAUCAAGAGACUUUAAAAGAUCUUAAUGUGGUACAACCCAUGCAACUAACAGAGGAUAUGUCAACAAAGAUGUCAGAUGAUGCCUGGAAAGCUUUCCUCGAUGGAACAGAUAGUUUAGACAAGGCUUUGGACCAAAAGAGUCUGCUUUGCAUUGUAGAGUCCAAUGCUUCCCAAUUAUCAAAUUCAGAAUAUGAUAUGUCCAAAAUAGAGGACAAUAUAUCAGCAGGGAAUAGCCAGCAUUGUGCAUUGACCAGUGGGACUGGAUUACCUCAAUGCUUUACAGCAAUGGAAACUCUCAAGUCUGAUCCUGUUAAACUGUCACCAGCAGUUGAUGCCAGUCAGGUCAAUGAGGAUUUGAAUUAUAAGUAUAGUGAAAAGUCACAGAUUAGUUCUGAACCAUGCAACAACCAGGAAUCAGAAUCAGUCUGGGUCCAGUGGGGGCAUAGUAAGGCCCUCAAUGGUAGACACACACUUUGUGAAAGGCCUUUUUGUGAAGAUGAGCCCAUAUCAUUAACCAAUCCAGGGAAGACAGUCCAUGCUGAAGCAGAGCAAGAACUUUCAAACCAGAAAAUGACAUCUUCUUUAAAGAAUAUUCAAGCAGUACAGGGUUCUCAGACCUAGAAAAGAAGGUGAAAGAGAACACACACAGAGUAGUCAAAGAUACUUUGACAUUUACCAGUAUCAGGAACAAACCAUUAUCAAACAGCUUAGAGUCAGAAAAACAGAAUAUAGAUGAAUGUGGGGAACCAAAGAAAAAGAAAGAGUGUAUUGGUGAAGAAAAUGAGAAUGCAUCCCAAGUGAAAAGGAUAUUUUGUAGUGAGUAUUCUGAAGACACUUUAGUAGCACUAGAAAGUAUUUUGCAUGAAAAUGAUGAGGAACCCUCCCAUCUAAAAGAUGGAAACACAGAAAUAUGCAGUUCAUUGAGGCAAAGUGUGGUGUGUGAUGAAGAUGAACCACAUAAGCAGAGGGAAUGUCUCGGGAAGUGGGAUGAGGAGGAUGUGUAUUACGAGUUAGUAAAAAAGACAUUCUCUAAAUACAGUGAAAGUCAAGAAAAAGAAAUAACCCCAGUAGAAUAUAUAGCUGCUAGAGAAUGUCAGAAUAGUUUGAAAGUUGUUGAUCAGAGUACAUAUGUAUGGCAGAGUGGGGUGAUGACUACAUAGACACAGAAUUACACAAGGAACUGCACACUCUUCAAAGUUUUACUAAAUCCUUUCCACAUACACCAAAUUGUGUAAGCAGUCUCACCAGUAGUACUCCAUCUGGGCACUUCACCUUGACAGAAUCUGUGAAUGAGGGUGAGCAUGUUCUUUUUCCUGCCCCACACAAGGGUUAUGAGAGUGAGGAGAUUCUGAGUUAUAGGGUAGCUCAGGAUGUCCGGGAUCCAGGUGUGGGGACUGAGUUGCCUAGCUCAUACUCCGGGAUGGUUUCCUCUUCAGUGGGCACAAUAUCAAGUUGGUUGCUGGUGUGCUGGGCUAAAAUCUCUACUCUAAGCUACAUCACUGGGGCUCUUGUGUGUGCUAUCCUGUUCCUUAUCUUUGUAACUGCUUAUUUCCAUGACCUCCCAGUUUGCCUGACCAUUUACCUGUUGUCUGUCUGCUGGUGGUGUAGACAGGGCAUGAAAAAGCAUGUGACCACAGCUGACAGUGUGGACUGACAUCACAUCAAGGAUAUUUUUCACUUUAAGGGCCCAACACCAGUUGUCUAUAUACCAUGAGGGCAUUUCUUUCCUCUUAGGAUAUUGCUUUCCUAAAUAAAACAAU